AUGACGUCCAAUCACCCCGACCCCCACCUUGGUGUCGUUGAACGUAGCACGGAGCCAAAGAGACGGCGGCGAUCAGGGAAGUCGGCGUUUAGCAGUGCGGAGCUUCACAGGCGCUUUGAACAGCACGUGUCCAGGGCACAGCACCUGUUUCUUCAGAACGACAAGGAUGGGGCCGAGCGAGAGGCGACGCUGGCAUUGCGAAUUCACCCCACCGAUCACCUGUUUGCCCUUCUUGCCGUUAUUGCUGACUCCAAAGGGCAACGCGAGCGGGCAAGCGAUUUUCGACUGUUACAGGCCUUUCUGGCUAACGAUCCUGUGUUAUGGGAAGAACUUCUGCAUGAGUUCUUGCAGGAGCAGAUGUAUUACAAGUCUGCAGUGUGUCUGCAACGGCUGUCAGCGCUGGAAACGAAGGAUAGGAACCGCUACCGUACACUGCAGCUGCAACUUGCUGAUCUUUACAUUGGCCUUGGUGAGGUUAAGCGAGCGGCCAACAUUUUGGUCCCUCUGUGGAAUGGAAGCCGCUGCCGAGACUUUGAAGUGUUUGCUUUGUUAUCCUCUCUCUUUUUCCAGCUGGGACGGUGGAACUCCCUGCACCGCCUCAUUGAGUCCAGUGUGAAAAGUGCCUUCCGCCGCACUUUGGCGGUAGAGGGUGUAGGUGGAAGAAUCCCCGAGUCCCAUAACGCGGACGCCAGUGUUUCAGGAACACCCAUGGAUGCUGGGGACGUUGUCGCUUCUCCGGGAAAGCGGAGAACCUCGAAACGAGUGCGCUUCUUCGGCGAUGAUGAUGAUGAUGAUCAUGAUCACACCGCAGAGAUGGAAAGAGAGGGGCGGGAGGAGAAAGGAUGCGAACCGGAAGUUCCUACUUGUGAUGCUGCUGUUGAAUGUUCCUCAGGAGUGCAAGAAGAGGAUGACUUUGACUUUUCCAAUGUGGGGAGCAGUAAUGCUGGUGGUGGUUCUACUACAAUGAGUGUAACUCCCUCUGUUGUGCUGCAGUCUCUUUAUGGAGAUAGUAUUGAGCUUCGCACCCCUACAGCGAAGAAAAAUUUUCUUACUCUUGUUAAUGUGCACGCGGAGUUGCUAAAUGAGGAAGGUAAGUUUCUUGAUACUGUACGCCUUAUUGAAUUCACCGCAGGUUGCUUGCAGGUGUCUUUGCUUGAUCUUCCUCCUGAUUUACUACUUCGACUCGGACUAGCCUAUGGGUAUUUGGGAGGUUGGGAGCAGCAGUGUCGUGAAUUGUUUAAUCACCUUCUAGAAACGUGUCCUAUGGCAGAAUAUGGAGAUGUAUUGUAUGAUGCAGCCAAUGCCCUUCAACAGGUGGGAAUGCAUAAAGAAGCUCUUAUGAUUUUUCAAACGGUUCGCCGGUACCAUGAAUUUCAAUUGACACAAUGUACUAGUGAGUCAAAUGGGGUAGAUACAGAUGAGUUGGCUGAAGUGAAAACUGUAUUUGUGGCAGCAUUAUUUGCUGAAGGACAAUGUGAAGCUUCAUUAGGAAACUCAGAAGUUGCAUACCAAAACUUUUGUCGAGUGUUGGAUAUCGAUCCAUCACACACUCAAGCUCGCCUCGCCCUCGGUCGCAUGUACAUGUAUGAAAUGAAUGAUACAGACCGUGCAGUAGCUGUUUUAACUCCACGUGAGGAUGAACAGCCGCUAGAGCGUAUUCAGCUUGGUGCUGAACUUGUACGUGUUUUUGCACGUGCAGAGAAGUAUGUGGAAGCUAUAGCUUUAGGUGUUUCUUUGUUUGAACUUAUUCUUUCUGGCGAGGAUGAUGGAGACACAGAGUCUAUAGCACCAGGUUCAUCACGACGGAGCACCGCACCACUUUCAAUGCCAACCCUUUCGCGUGCAAGCUCUGCUAUUAUUCCACCAUCUGCUUUAUCAGGGAUUGUGAGUGGAGCAGGAAUGGCAAGUCUAGCUUCAUCUUCAGUUGGGCGUCUUUCGCAUUCACUCGCAACUAGCAUUAAAUCGGCAAGUGUAGUUUUUCGCUCUAACUUGGCUCGCCGUGGAAGUGCACCACUAACAAAUUCUGUUUAUGGGGCUUCUGCAGCAGCAUCGACAGCGGCAGGGUGGUCACGUGAUGCGGAGGAUCGGGAAAAGGAUACUUCAACCAUUUUUCGUUUUCACCGUAGAAAAAAACCAACGAAGCGCUUGCGCGAUGUGGAAACAACAGAAGGCAACAUUGGUCAAAAUAAAAACAGUACUGACAAUGCUAAUAACGAGAAUAUAAAAGAUACAGAGGAAGAUGAUGUUCUUUUAAGACAACGUCAACGAUUAGAGGAAGUAACCACUCGUGGGGCGAAAUCUUUCUGGAAUGAAGAAGAAGAGGUAAAUGAUGCUGAAAAGCGUGCCAAAAUAGAAAAAAUAGAGAAUUUACAAUCUAAUGAAGAAGAUCAGAUAAAAAAAGAGGGUUUGGAUGAACAGGAUCUUGAACAGCUUGAAGAAGCUCUAGUGGAAGAGGGAGUUGAUGGAGACACUAUGUCACAAUAUGAACUUCCAUCUUUGGAGGAGGUAAGCAAGCAGUUUGGUGACCCAACAAUGCAGGAACUUUUUAUACAAGCCUCUAGUAAUGAUAUAUCCGAUACCCUUCGAAAUCCAUGGGAGCCUGUAGAAGGUGCAACGGGAGGUGUAACACCUUUAGGUGCUGUUGGAGGAGAUGCAUUAGGAGUUACACCCUCUGCGGCUGCUUUACGAGUAACAGUACGUGAUGCGUUGGGUGUACUUGGUCGCGCCGGUUUUAUUGAACUUGCAGUUACUGUAAUUGACUGCUACAGUGCCAUUGGGAAAUUUACGGAGGCGAAGGAGUUUGCCUUCGUUGUGUUAACACGAUGCCCUCGGAAUAGUAUUUUUCGUCAUGCUAGUGUACUUGAGCGUCCUCUACGAUGGGCAGUUUUGCGUGCUGCAUUAGCGUCAAAAGAGGGCGAAGAUGCAUACCGCGUUGGUGUACGUCUCUUACAGGAACAAUGUAGCGAGGAUGAAAAGAACCAGGUGGUACAGUUGCUGUUUAGUGUGUUGAAUCGCGUAGAGGACAGUAGUGCUAUUCUUUUGCGUCUUGUAGCCGAUCGUAAGCAGGCUGAUCCGCCACUGCUUGUACUAUUGGGAAACCGUUACUUUAUUCGUCGUUCAUACAUUCGUGCACUUAAUUUAUAUCUUGUUGCAUUACAAAUGCGUCCUAAUGAUGCUUUUAUUUGUUUUCUUAUUGGUAUUUCAUACCUUCUUAUUAGUCACCAGAAAAAGAUCCGGGCACGAGAAUCCUGUGUAGUUGCUGCAUGUCAUUAUUUAUCAAGAUAUCAAGAGACAGUGCGAGCUAUAGAUGCAAAACGCCACGGUGAGGCUGUGUAUAACUCCGCCAGGGCAUUUCAGUACCUUGGACUUCACCAUCUUGCUUUGCCAUUGUAUGAACAGGUUGCGUAUGAGUACAGUGUCCCUGAAGAGUGUUCGCUGGCAGUUCAACGGGCUGCAAGGUGGAAUCUUUAUUUUACAUACCGUUGGCGCACGGGGAACAAGGCAUUGGCACUUGCAGCAUUGCAGCCAAAAAAAUAA
Molecule: messenger RNA, 3537 nt
Organism: Trypanosoma theileri
Lineage: Eukaryota; Euglenozoa; Kinetoplastea; Trypanosomatida; Trypanosomatidae
Exons: 1
Coding region: 1-3537 (1178 amino acids)
Biological process (GO): transcription by RNA polymerase III
Cellular component (GO): transcription factor TFIIIC complex
Molecular function (GO): protein binding
Source: RefSeq, a predicted model, not a curated record